This is a messenger RNA of Rhopalosiphum maidis (corn leaf aphid), 1844 nucleotides long. RefSeq names its product homeobox protein EMX2-like. Gene Ontology annotation, biological process: central nervous system development; regulation of DNA-templated transcription; brain development. Bases 378 to 1466 code for a protein of 362 amino acids. Gene Ontology annotation, molecular function: DNA-binding transcription factor activity, RNA polymerase II-specific; DNA binding. NCBI's taxonomy places the organism in Eukaryota, Metazoa, Arthropoda, Insecta, Hemiptera, Aphididae. The record is from RefSeq and is a predicted model, not a curated record. The transcript is spliced from 3 exons.
CAGCAGUCUACCGUCGUCGUCCGCACGUCACAUACACGCGUACCGUCGUAGAGUCGUCGUUUCUGAUCGCUGUUUUUGUACCGUCUGUACUGUUGUUAUUUUAUUUUCCGCUUAGUACUGCAGCUGUGCGCGUGCGAGCGUGUUCGAAGUGCAGUGCGCGUAAACGAAACGACCCGCUCGAAUGCAGCGGACAACCGCCGUUUUUGGUACGUCGUUGGCGCGCGAGUGAUCGUGUUUCCUCCAUUUCCGCGUCUUACGAUUUUCCCGUUUAAAUGUCAAUUUCGUGUUGAGCACACUUCCUAUUAUACGUCACGACAGUCCGUAUAUAAACCUGUCCAUAACGUAUUAUACGAACGACUGUUUCCGCGUCGAUUAAAAUGAUACAAGUGGCCGCGACGCCGAUGAUCGUCAAACCGAAAAUCGGAUUCUCCAUAGAGUCCAUCGUGGGCGCGGGUUCCCGGUCGCCGGCCAGGAGCGAAGGUUCGUCGGUAGCGCACGACGAGAGCGAGGCGUGCAGUUCGGCCGCCGGUUCGCCGCUGAACCCGGGAAGCGUAUCGCCGCCGCCGCAUCAUCACCAUCACCAUCACCAACAACAGCAUCAGCAACAUCAGCACCAGCAGCAGUCCCACCACGUGCACCAACACCAGCAGCAGCAACACGAACAGCAGCAGACUUCUGCGGCAAGCGGUACCGGCGGCACAACCGUGUUCAAGCCGUCCGCGCUGCCAGCGGCCGCCGGUUACGGCUCGUCGUCCGUGGCCGCAGCUGCAGCCGCCGCCGCAGCCGCCGGACACUUGGCCAAAGGGUUACAGUAUGUGCACGAACCUUUGACGCCGCCGCCGGCUCACCCACAUCCUCAUCAUCCGUUCGCGUUCGCCGCAGCCGCAGCCGCUGCCGCAGCAGCUCACCACUUUCAGCCGAAUCCACACCACCCGCAACACCAGCCCACCCGCGACACGUACCCUCUGUACCCGUGGCUGUUGUCCCGGCACGGAAGGAUAUUCCCACACAGGUUUCCCGGCGGUCCAGACAUACCAGGAUUUUUAUUACAACCCUUCAGAAAACCAAAAAGAAUAAGGACCGCUUUUAGCCCCAGUCAACUGCUUAAAUUGGAACACGCUUUUGAGAAAAACCAUUACGUCGUUGGUGCUGAAAGAAAACAGUUGGCCCAAUCACUGAGUUUAACCGAAACACAGGUCAAAGUAUGGUUCCAAAACAGACGCACAAAGCACAAAAGGAUGCAACAGGAAGAAGAAGCCAAGGUGCAGCAACAACAGUCGGGUGGCGGCGGUGGUGGCCCGAAAAAUUCGCAUCACGUCAACAAGUGGAAACAGGAGACCCAGAACAGCGGAUCAGACAGCGAAAUGCACCAUUAUGGCGAGGGUUCGCCGCACUCGGUGCAGCACAGAGACGACAGUACGAUGCACUACGACGGGUACAGUUCCGAAGCGGACAGCGAUGUCUGAACGAUGCGUGAGUCCGAGCAAAUGACAUAGGUACCAACAGCGUGGUGUCAUCGUUGUACCACGCGAUACCUCAGCCGGCGGAGCAUCAUGUGAUCAUUUCGAUUACCUUCUGCAGCGCGGCCCAUUGAUCUUCUUGUAUAUAUAUAAUGUACAUACACAAGUGUAUUAUAAUUUUGUUCAAUUAUUAUUUUCCAUCUUGUACGCACAAAAAUGGAAACUGUCCAUUUUUCUAGUCAUUUUGUGUGCGUCGUUGUUUUUAAAUCCUCCUUUGUAUGUACCAUACAAAUAAAUAAUAUAAUAUAUAUUAAAUGAAACGUUGUAAAUAAUUGAAGGUUUAUAUGAUAUGUAUAAUAUUUGCGUGUAAAUAAAAUAUAUUUG